This is a messenger RNA of Sclerotinia sclerotiorum 1980 UF-70, 732 nucleotides long. RefSeq lists its product as hypothetical. Bases 1 to 732 code for a protein of 243 amino acids. The record is from RefSeq and is a predicted model, not a curated record. NCBI's taxonomy places the organism in Eukaryota, Fungi, Ascomycota, Leotiomycetes, Helotiales, Sclerotiniaceae. The transcript has a single exon.
AUGUUUCGCGACCACGAAUUUCCUUUGUCUUCCGGUGCUUUCUCCAUCUUAACAUCCGAGUCUGCCGUUCUUAAUGACGAUUUCGACGAUGUCUUUGGUUCUGAACCAGGUUCUCCAGCUUUUGACGUCAGAGAUGGCCACGAUGGGGACACGUUUGGAGGCGGGAAUACAGAAAUUUCAGAUAUACCAAGAUUAAAGGAAAAACACGAAACAGAAGGAUAUAGAGACGGUGUAACCAAAGGAAAGGCUGAAAGUGUUCAAAAAGGAUUUGACGAGGGCUAUGGACUGGGUGCUGUAUUGGGUUUGAGAAUAGGAAAAGUUAUAGGAAUACUUGAAGGAAUUUUUGGAGCAGUUUCCGUGUCUGCCGCCAAAUCCGAAGAUACAAAAUGGACGGAUGAGAGAUCCCGGUUAGAAGAAUUGUUUAAGAGUGCAAAGGAGGAAUUAAAGACGGAAAAGGUGUUUGCGAGGGAGUGGUGGGGUGAGGAUGGCAUAUGGAAAUUUGAAGUCCCAGGGGAAAAGGAAGGAAAAGAUGUUGUAUUUCCCGACGUUGCAGCAGCACACCCUUUGCUCAAGAAAUGGGAAGGACUCGUGGAAGAGGAGAUACAAAGGUGGUCGUUAGAUUUGGAAUUCAUGGAGGGAAAUGAAGAGGAAGCUGUGCCAGCGAAACAGCAAAUUAAAGCUGACGCCGUGGAACAAAAGAUGGGUACAGUGAAAACAGAUUUGAACUGGUGA